This is a messenger RNA of Penicillium olsonii, 300 nucleotides long. Lineage: Eukaryota; Fungi; Ascomycota; Eurotiomycetes; Eurotiales; Aspergillaceae. The record is from the annotation of a GenBank genome assembly.
AUGCCAAACCCGCCUCUAUCAAAAUGCUGGCCGGAUAUCCGACAGGCUCUCGAGCGGGCCCGAGAGUGUGAAGAUGGCCCCUUGGAUGCCUCCACCGCCGCCGUGCUAGAAAGUACCAUCACCGAACUCUGGAAUCGCAUUCAAUCCCAGCCCGAUACCUACGUCCUCAGCCCGGACGAGUUCGCCCUCUUUAACUACUUCCUCACAACGCGCUACCGCGGUUCCCCCGUCGCCCAGCGGGCUGUGGCUCGUUUCUGGGACAAUUAUCAACAAACCAGCAAUUGUGACGUCGCCAACUAG